This is a messenger RNA of Chroicocephalus ridibundus (black-headed gull), 1101 nucleotides long. RefSeq names its product reactive intermediate imine deaminase A homolog (gene RIDA). Gene Ontology annotation, cellular component: mitochondrion; cytosol. NCBI's taxonomy places the organism in Eukaryota, Metazoa, Chordata, Aves, Charadriiformes, Laridae. The transcript has 6 exons. Gene Ontology annotation, molecular function: deaminase activity. The record is from RefSeq and is a predicted model, not a curated record. Bases 71 to 484 code for a protein of 137 amino acids.
UGGAGGGAGGAGGUAGCCGUUGGCGGGGCUCUGAGGAGAGGGCAGAAGGGGGUUGGUGGCAGCAGGAGCUAUGGCUUCGCUUGUGAAGAAAAUAAUCAGCACUGCUAAGGCCCCCGCUGCGCUGGGUCCCUACAGCCAAGCAGUGCUAGUAGACCGGACGAUGUACAUCGCAGGACAGAUAGGUAUAGAGCCUUCCACUGGGCAGCUCGUCUCUGGAGGGGCAAAGGAAGAAGCUAAGCAGGCUCUAAAAAACAUGGGAGAAAUCCUGAAAGCUGCAGGCUGUGACUAUGGCAAUGUUGUGAAGACUACAGUUUUGAUGGCAGACAUGAAGGACUUCAAUGAUAUUAAUGAUAUUUACAAACAAUUUUUCAAGACAAAUUUCCCAGCCAGAGCAGCCUAUCAGGUUGCUGCUUUGCCAAAAGGUGCCCGAGUUGAGAUUGAAGCUAUUGCCAUUCAGGGACCCCUCCAAGAUGCUUCAGCCUGACUAUAAAUAGAGACUGAGUAUCUUCCGACAGCAGUUUUAGAUUUAACUCUUCUCCCUUACGUUGUAUUCCUACAAUCGACUAUCAGCAUUUACAUACAGUUGAAAUCACUAAACUUACUGAGGAAAGGUGCUUUCUUCUGGAUGGUGGCCUUGGAUUCUCUAAAAUACAAGCUCACAGUGAGUUCUAAACCCUGAAACCCCCAGGAGUCCUGCUAAAAUCAGCUGAGCUCGAUUGCAGGACAGAGCCCUUACUUUGUGGUGAUGACUGGAUAUUCAGAUAUUAAGUACAGGUUUGGGUGAACAUGACAGUUAUACUAUGGGUAAUAUGGACAGGGAAAACUGUAAUGAUUUGUAAUAGUAGGUUUUAAGUAACAAUUUUAAAUAAGAAAAAAUGACAGAUGGGGAAAACGGUAGAACAUUUAGUGUACGUUUUCACUUACGUGUUUUGGGGAAUUUUGCUGUAUUUGACUCUGAACUGUCUUAAACUUUCUUUACAGAAUAGAUUACUGUUGGGACUCUUUUUUUCAUAUGGAAGCAAUUGCUUAAGAAAGUUAAUAUUAAUUUCAGAAAGAAGAAAAUUAUGCUUUUCUGAAAUAAAGUGCUAACUUUAUAAAUCA